This is a messenger RNA of Hemicordylus capensis (graceful crag lizard), 2918 nucleotides long. It is a transcript of the gene PSMD2, whose product is annotated as proteasome 26S subunit ubiquitin receptor, non-ATPase 2. The transcript has 21 exons. Gene Ontology annotation, biological process: proteasome-mediated ubiquitin-dependent protein catabolic process; regulation of protein catabolic process. Lineage: Eukaryota; Metazoa; Chordata; Lepidosauria; Squamata; Cordylidae. Gene Ontology annotation, molecular function: enzyme regulator activity. Gene Ontology annotation, cellular component: proteasome complex; proteasome regulatory particle, base subcomplex; nucleus. The record is from RefSeq and is a predicted model, not a curated record. The coding region runs from base 47 to 2773 and encodes 908 amino acids.
CCUGCGCAGUGCCUCCCUCGGUUUCUUGGAGAGGAAGCGGCUAGCAAUGGACGACGGGUCUCAGAGAAGGAGCCAGGUGGGGUCCUCGACCCCGGGGAGCGGAGACGACAAGGCGUCGGCGCCCUGGACCAAGGACAAGAAGGACCCCAACGCCACCACGGCAGACAAGGAGCAGGAGCUGUCUGAGGAAGACAAACAGCUACAGGAUGAGCUGGAGAUGCUUGUGGAGCGCCUGGGGGAGCAGGACACCGCCCUCUAUCGGCCUGCCCUGGAGGAGCUGCGCAGGCAGAUCCGCUCUUCCACAACUUCCAUGACUUCUGUGCCCAAACCCUUGAAGUUCCUGAGGCCGCACUAUGGCAAGCUGAAGGGAAUCUAUGAGAGCAUGGCUGCAGGGGAGAAUAAGCGUUUUGCAGCUGACAUCAUAUCUGUUCUGGCCAUGACAAUGAGUAGUGAGCGAGAGUGUCUGAAAUACCGACUGGUGGGAUCCCAGGAGCCUUUGGCCUCUUGGGGGCAUGAAUAUGUCAGACACCUGGCUGGUGAGGUGGCCAAGGAAUGGCAGGAGAUAGAUGAGGCAGACAAGAGCCAGAGAGACACCCUUUUAACCCUGGUGAAGGAAAUUGUGCCCUACAACAUGGCACACAAUGCGGAGCAUGAGGCCUGUGACCUGCUCAUGGAGAUUGAGCAGAUGGACAUGCUGGAGGAAUACAUUGAUGACAACGCCUAUGCAAAAGUCUGCCUCUACCUGACCAGCUGUGUUAGCUAUGUCCCUGAGCCCGAGAACUCUGCCCUUCUCCGCUGCGCCCUCAGCAUCUUCCGCAAGUUCAACCGUUACCCAGAAGCCCUGCGCCUGGCCCUCAUGCUGAAUGACAUGGAACUGGCAGAGAACAUCUUCAUCUCCUGCAAAGAUGUAGUUGUCCAGAAGCAAAUGGCCUUCAUGCUGGGUCGCCACGGUGUCUUCUUGGAGCUAAGUGAGGAUGUGGAAGAGUAUGAGGAUCUCACAGAAAUCAUGUCCAAUGUCCAGCUCAACAGCAAUUUUCUAGCCCUGGCCAGGGAGCUGGACAUCAUGGAGCCCAAAGUGCCAGAUGAUAUUUACAAAACACAUCUAGAAAACAACAGAUUUGGCGGCAGUGGCUCCCAAGUGGACUCGGCUCGCAUGAACUUGGCCUCGUCCUUUGUGAACGGUUUCGUCAACGCUGCUUUUGGGCAAGACAAGCUGCUGACAGAUGAUGGCAAUAAGUGGCUGUAUAAGAACAAGGACCAUGGGAUGCUGAGUGCCGCAGCCUCUCUGGGGAUGAUCCUGUUGUGGGACGUGGACGGGGGGCUCACGCAGAUUGACAAGUACCUGUAUUCCUCGGAAGACUACAUCAAGUCAGGGGCCCUCCUGGCUUGCGGGAUUGUGAACUCUGGGGUGAGGAACGAGUGUGACCCUGCCCUCGCACUGCUCUCCGACUACGUUCUCCACAACAGCAACACCAUGAGGAUUGGUGCCAUCUUUGGGCUGGGGCUGGCCUAUGCUGGGUCCAACCGAGAAGAUGUCCUGACCCUGCUGCUUCCUGUAAUGGGCGAUUCUAAGUCCAGCAUGGAGGUGGCUGGUGUGACGGCCCUGGCGUGUGGAAUGAUUGCUGUGGGCUCCUGCAAUGGAGACGUCACUUCCACCAUCCUCCAAACCAUCAUGGAGAAGUCGGAGACGGAGCUGAAGGACACGUAUGCCAGGUGGCUGCCUCUUGGCCUGGGGCUGAACCAUCUGGGGAAAGGCGAGGCCAUUGAGGCGAUCCUGGCAGCACUGCAAGUUGUGUCGGAGCCCUUCCGUAGCUUUGCCAACACCCUGGUGGACAUCUGUGCCUAUGCUGGAUCAGGCAAUGUGCUGAAGGUGCAGCAGCUUCUCCAUAUCUGCAGUGAGCACUUUGAUUCCAAGAAGGAGGAGGAGGAGAAAGAGAAGAAGGAGAAGAAGGACAAGGAAAAGAAGGAAAACUCUGCUGACAUGGGGGCCCACCAGGGUGUAGCAGUGCUGGGGAUUGCGCUCAUUGCCAUGGGGGAGGAGAUCGGGGCUGAGAUGGCUCUGCGCACCUUUGGUCACCUGCUACGAUACGGGGAGCCCACCCUACGCCGCGCCGUGCCCCUGGCCCUGGCCCUCAUUUCAGUCUCCAACCCCCGCCUCAACAUCCUUGACACCCUCAGCAAAUUUUCCCACGAUGCUGACCCGGAGGUGUCCUAUAACUCUAUCUUUGCCAUGGGCAUGGUGGGCAGUGGCACCAAUAAUGCCCGUCUAGCCGCGAUGCUGAGGCAGCUGGCACAGUAUCACGCCAAGGAUCCCAAUAACCUCUUCAUGGUGCGGUUGGCCCAGGGCCUGACGCAUCUUGGGAAAGGGACCCUCACCCUCUGUCCCUACCAUAGUGACCGGCAACUCAUGAGCCAGGUGGCCGUGGCUGGCCUCUUGACCGUGCUAGUGUCCUUCCUGGAUGUGCGGAAUAUAAUCCUGGGGAAGUCCCACUACGUGCUGUACGGCCUGGUGGCUGCCAUGCAGCCACGCAUGCUGGUCACUUUUGAUGAGGAGCUGCGGCCCCUGCCGGUGUCGGUCAGAGUGGGGCAGGCAGUGGAUGUGGUGGGCCAGGCAGGCAAACCGAAGACCAUCACAGGCUUCCAGACCCACACAACACCAGUGCUGCUGGCUCACGGUGAGCGGGCAGAGCUGGCUACAGAGGAGCAUUUGCCGGUCACGCCUAUCCUGGAGGGCUUCGUGAUCUUGCGCAAGAACCCCAACUAUGAUGUCUGAAUUGCCGGAGGUGUUUGGGGGGAGGGAGAGCAAGGGAGUGGGGUGUGGCACUGUGGGGGAGGGGCUAGCCUCCUCCAUCCCUUUUUGUUUUGUUUUGUUACAGAAAAGAGUUCCUCUUAGGAAAAUAAACUUACUUCCGAAUGAA